Perca flavescens (yellow perch) is the source of this 7566-nucleotide messenger RNA. RefSeq names its product solute carrier family 41 member 1 (gene slc41a1). Gene Ontology annotation, cellular component: plasma membrane. The transcript has 11 exons. Gene Ontology annotation, biological process: monoatomic cation transport. The coding region runs from base 1002 to 2657 and encodes 551 amino acids. Gene Ontology annotation, molecular function: monoatomic cation transmembrane transporter activity. The record is from RefSeq and is a predicted model, not a curated record. Lineage: Eukaryota; Metazoa; Chordata; Actinopteri; Perciformes; Percidae.
GACGGGUGUAUUAUAGAUGCUCAUCCAAGCAGCCGGGCGGCGGGGGCCACUGGACGGGUGCAAUGUGACGGGGGUCGGGAGAGACUGGGACACACAGCCUUAACCGCGCAGGAGGGAGGGUUUAACCAUUAACCACCAUUAACCAUUAAGGCAGCUGUGCAAAGCAGAGCCGGUACUGUAGGCUACAUAAGGCUUGCGCACCGGCGCCCACGCCUCAGCCUGAGCGCGUUACCAAGAGGCGGAGGAUCCAUCCAGCCAGCCAGCCAGCCACGCGAAGGAGUGCUCGUGCUGUUACUGCUCGUCACUACUCUCCGGACCGCUGACACCAGAAGGUGACUCUUGGCUCCGGUUCGAGAGGUGGGCUAUUUUUUCUGCCGGCAGUAAUUCAAUCUUCAUGCUGCAGACCUUUAAAUAUCUCCCUUGAAAAGCUCCCAGCAGCCACGUGGUGUAAGGUGAGACGUUGCCAGCCCGGUCCACUCACCAGUCUGACAUGAUCAGUGAACUGAGAGCAUUACUAGUCUGCGCUGCAAUCAGGCCACUUCAGACCUCCGAUACGAUUUUUUCUUUAGUUUACACUGAACUUUAAAGGACUGUUUCCAAGCGACUGGAGGGGAUUUCUGUUGUGAGUCCCCACGCCUAUUGUUUUCUCUUCUCUUCUGUUUUGAACCAGUAUGCUCUCUUCUUUUUUUUGCCGGUCUACCCUGAGCACCUUGCAGUGAAUGGAGAACAUACUGGUUCUGCUCCCUAAGCACCGACAGGAACACGGGCUGUGCAGACGCCCGGCUGCAUGUGCCUUGCUGCAGGUUUUUUCCUACAGAGCCGUUUUCUCCAGGUCUUUAUUAGCGACCCCCACUCCCUGUCAGCCUCUUUAAUGGGAUAAAUCAAUUGGACUGAUCAGGUUCAAAACCAGAUCAGGUGGCCAAUUCCAUUCUGACUUCCCCAAAACUGUUAGGCAACCUGACCUUUUCUUGUCAAGUCCACUGUCUUCCAAAGGCUUCCGCAUGGUACUUUGGUCGAAAGAACUAGACAAACUCCCUGACAUCAGCAUGUCCUCCGGGGCCAUCGAGGCGAAGAAGGAGGGCGGCCCCCCGAGCCCGGCUCUACUCAACUCCAACUGCUCCGUCCCCCCGGUAAUCCUCACCAAGGGCCCUGAGGAGGUGAGCCCAGGGACCGGGGCCGAGUUUGAGCUCACAGAGGUCCCGUCUCUCACAGAGAGGGCCGGCGAGGCCGGAGAGGAUGAGGAGAGGACGGAAAUUGUGGUGGCGAUGGACUGCCGGGCCAAUGCCAAAGGCCAGCGAGAGGAGGAUGCUCUCCUGGAGAACGCAAGCCAGAGCAACGAGAGCGAUGACACCAGCACCAAUCAGAGCCCAGAACCACCGGCACCCCUCAAGGAGACCUCCUUCUCCAUCGGCCUGCAGGUGGUCUUCCCCUUCCUGCUGGCUGGGUUCGGGACAGUGGCAGCUGGAAUGGUGCUGGACCAGGUCCAGCACUGGACGGUGUUUACGGAGGUGUCGGAGGUGUUCAUCCUGGUUCCAGCACUGCUGGGGCUCAAAGGCAACCUGGAGAUGACGCUGGCCUCCAGACUUUCAACAGCGGCUAAUAUUGGUCAGAUGGACACAGCUAAGAACAUGUGGAAGAUGAUCAUGGGGAACUUGGCCCUCAUCCAGGUCCAGGCCACAGUGGUGGGGUUCCUGGCCUCUAUAGCUGCUGUGAUCUUCGGCUGGAUCCCAGAAGGACACUUCAGGCUGGGCCAUGCUGUGCUGCUGUGUGCCUCCAGUGUGGCUACUGCCUUCAUCGCCUCUCUGCUGCUAGGGCUCAUCAUGAUCGGUGUGAUCAUUGCGUCCAGGAAAGUCGGCAUCAACCCUGACAAUGUGGCCACGCCCAUUGCUGCUAGCCUGGGAGACCUGAUCACCCUGUCCCUGCUGGCAGGCAUUUCAACUGGACUGUACAAGGAACUAGAUUACAAUGACUAUGCCAACCCGCUGGUGUGUGCGGUGUUUGUGGCGCUGUGCCCCCUAUGGGUGCUGAUCGCCAGGAGGAUCCCGUCCACCAGAGAACUCCUCUACUCUGGCUGGGAGCCAGUCAUCAUCGCCAUGGCCAUCAGCAGUGUUGGUGGUUUGAUCCUCGACAAGACUGUCACCAACCCAAACUUUGCUGGCAUGGCUGUCUUCACUCCAGUCAUUAACGGUGUGGGAGGUAACCUGGUCGCGGUUCAGUCCAGUCGAAUCUCCACCUAUCUGCACAUGAACGGGCUACCCUUGGGGGAUCCCAACCCCACCCCCAGGAAGUGCCCCACACCCUGCACCUCCUUUUUCGGCUCCUCUGUGAACUCUCGUUCAGCCCGUGUGCUCUUCCUCCUGGUCGCCCCGGGUCACCUCGUCUUCCUCUACACCAUCAACUCACUGAGGGGGGGACACACCACCCUGACACCCGUCUUCAUUACGUUCUACCUGGUUGCGGCACUACUACAGGUGAUAAUCCUUCUCUACCUGGCAGACUGGCUCGUGCACUGGAUGUGGGGUCGAGGCAUGGACCCCGACAACUUCUCCAUCCCCUACCUGACUGCUCUGGGUGACCUGCUGGGGACCGGCUUCCUCGCCCUCUGCUUCCACAUGCGCUGGUUCAUCGGGGACAGAGACUCUAAUUCGGGCAACUGAAUGCAUGCAGAGAUACACACAUGCACACACACAUAAAAGAAAAAGGAAAAAUGCUUGCAUGCAUGACAGUGACAAACAUCACCCGUAUGCGUGAACAUUAUCUGAAAGUGGACAUUGUCUACUAUAAAAGAGCUAAUCUUCUGUAGGGCUCGGAUUGAUGGCUUAGCAUCUGUAGCGCAGUAGCGUUUCAUCUUCAGGAUGUCAGGACACUGAUGCACCGCAGCAGCGGCAGCAGAAACAGAAACAGAAACAGAAACACAGGCAGCAGCAGCAGCAGCAGCAGCAGCAGCAGCAGCAGCAGCAGCAGCAGCAGCAGCAGCAGCAGCAGCAGCAGCCUGUGUUUCCCUUUUAGAAACAAUGGAAACACACCUCAAUAUCUCCACCUCAACCAGUGAACAAAACUCCACCUGAUGAACCCAGCCCCGCAAACUAUACUUCUCUUCUUAUAUUUUACUAAAUAACCGAGUCCUACUACGUUUAUUGUUAUACUUUUGACAAUUACUAUUAUUGUUGGUAUAUAAUGCAUUUGGUAUGAAUCGAUAUGUGCAGGGCCAGUCCUCAUUAUUUUCAAUGGGGACGUUAGCCCUCCCGUUUUUUAAAAAUCAAGUUUUAACACUUGAAACAAAGACGACAGAAGACAGCAAAACAUUAAUCCAAACCAGCCUAGAAUGCUUAAUCACCAAGUGCUAUGUCAUGUAUACAGAAUGAAUAUUAUACGUGUCUCAUUUGUGAUUUAGUAGAGUGCAUAGGGCUAGCUAUUCUCUCUGUUUUACCCUGGUCUUGUGACGGUAGGAAAAAGGACCAAGGCGUUUUACUGCAGGGGACUGGACCACAAAUGUAACAAGCUAAAUCCCUUUUGGCAUCGCUCCCAUCAGUGUCAAUCUUAAUUCAAGUCAAACAGGAACAGAAAAUCUUGGCCUCGAGAAUUAGGAAUAUCAGAUCUGAGCUCAGAUCACAAUCCAACAAACGCUUAUGUCAGCCACUGCGAGAAGGGAUUUACCUCCUACCUAUUUGUUAGCAGUUGUGAAUUGCCUUAUUAAUGCUGAUUUAAAAGUUUCUCACUUCCCACAAUAGCCUGUAUUUUAUUCCACAAACGUCUUCUGGAGUCCACAGAGGGUUACACUGCUUCCUUUUUUUUGGCCAACUACUAAAAACUGCCGUUAUGAAAUGCCCUGAGUAAGAUUCUUCUUUGUUUGAGCAAACGCACAGAAACAGUGGAAAAUAGUAUGUGGAAAAUGGCCAGACAAGUGUCAGUUAGGAAUGUGUUGGUACACCUGACACACACACACACACACACACACACACACUUCACUGUUGGCUGCAGCUCACUGUUUUUGUAUUUGAUUUUUUUGUUGAUGCCAAGAGGUUCGAGAGGCUUAUUUUGCCGCGAGCUGUUCCAUGUGAGGAUAGCACCAGUCCCCCUGCCUGAAAGCCUCUGACAGCUCUCUGCUGGAGCAGGCUAGUUGUUGUUGUGUUGCCCUAGCCAGGCGUAUAAUAAGAGAAAAGACGCUCAAAAACAACCUGCAAAGCUCAGCCAGCUGAACGCCAUUGUGUUCACACAUGGUGCAGAUUGUGAAGGUGUGUGAAGUUGCUCACUCAGGUUCAGCUGUCUGAUACCAGAUGAAAGGUUAUGAUUGCUGAUAUUUGAUAGUUGAUAUCUUUUAAUUUGACAAUUUUAAUUCCCACAAAGCAUUUAGAUGUUCUAAAUGCAUUGUGGGAAUCCAAAUUUGAGCAUUAAACCUUUCCAAUGAAAGUCGGACCAAUGAAGUCGUUUGAGGUUGGUUAACAGUUAGGUCACAGUGGCUACAGGAAGUUGUGGCUAACCUUUCUGGUAUUUCAUUGUUGCCGUUGGUUUUCAUUCUGGAGCUUUUAGAUUCAGAUUCACCAAAAGAUCACUGUCGUCUUUAAAGCUGUCCUAGGGUCACACCGGCACAACAAACCCAACCAUUUAAAUACAUCAACUUCAAUGGACUCAACACGAUCAGUGGAUCCUCUCGCGGGGUGAAAGAAAUAUGCACAACAUUUUUGCAUUAAGUUCCAGUCAAGUGGAAUUGACCAAUAGCAAAACGUCUUGACAGUUGUGGCCGUUGAGGGAACAGGAGGAGAGCUAGCUAUCUAUGCCUCCUCUGUCCGAGUAUAGACCAAAGAUGACUCAGAUAACAGGCUUCCUGUCAGUUAGCAAGUCUCGUUAGUUUAGAAACAUGUAUCCCUCUUAUAGUGCGUUCCAUUUGUACUCGGAAGUCAGAUUUUUCGAGUUCAAAGUCGGAAACACGCCCCCUGAGCUCAGAUUUCCGACCUCAAAACUCGGACAACCACCGAUUACACCCGAGCUCAAAAUCCAACAUGGCUGCUCUGUGCAUCAACAGCAGUGAAAGCUGUAGCAGCAUACAGUUUCAUAGCACUUGUGUCAUAUUGUGUCUCACUAACUCAGUCGCACACACAGUGCUGUCCGUCUUCUAUCUGUGGACAUGUUGUUACGCUGUUUGGAUGCACAACAAACAGCCUAAUGCGUUGUUAACUACUGGCAUGGCUAACAAUGGCUAACCUGGCUAGAGCUAAUGAAAACAAUGAACGCAUUCCACUCGGGUGUGACGUCAUUCCCAGCUUCGCCUUCCGAGAUCCGAGGUAAUGGGACGCACUAUUAGAGUAACUCUUUGUUGACUGAAAUGAUUUUGAGAACAAAAUGCCAGGCAAAAAAGGAAAUAGAAAGAAACUCAGAGAGCUAAUGUGACUGCUUGUUUCCGACUUGCUAUGUGCCCUUAUUCUUUACGACACACACAUUAAUAUUGCUGUGCUAUUUUGUGAUGUGACUGGGCACCGAGGAAGAUUUCGUUGAGCUUUUUUUUCAGAUUCUGUAGAGUGAAUUCAUGUAAAAUUCUUGAAAAAUGUGUUUUGAUUAGUUUUUUCUCUUGUCACACAUAUAAUUGAUAAAAUAACUAAUAACAAUCUCUCUGGUCAGGGAGGAGCCUGACCUUUUGUAAGCGAAUGACUAACUGGACAAUGUUUAACCAAAAGGCAAAAUCAGUUUAAACCUUAGUGCGUCCCCUUAAAACAAACACACACAUACAGACACACACACACAUACACACACACACACACACACACACACACACACACACACACACACACACACACACAUAAACUAUCUGAUAACAGCCUUUGAGACUCAGCUGUCCCGAGCUGACUCUUUCUUUAAGGGCUAACAGGUGAGGAGGAGAAUGAAAAAGGAAGUUGUGACCAAUUUUGACAGACUGUACCGAGAACAGACGAUGGCCCAGAGGCAAAGCCUAGUGACGUAGGAGAAACCUGCAUGUGAUGCUUGACAUAUUCAGCACUUGUCAGACUUCUGUGCUGUAUGGAAGGGGCCAGCAGAAUACCUGUGUAGGGCACAUCAUGUAAAUGUGCAAAACACCAUUAUUUUAUUUGUUAAAAAUCUUUUGUUUUGCUUUGACUGUUUUUUUUUUCAACAAGAAAAAUGUGUCAGUCAUGUUAAAAUUGUGAUUACUUUUUUUCUAUUCCUUUUUCCUCCUUUCCUAAUCUUUUUAACUCUUCAUGACUUUUGUUUUGUGUCAUAAAUUGCAUCAGGCAAACAACCACUGUAAAGAUGAAGCAACUUCUCCACGCUGGUCCUUUGGCCCAAAGUACUGUAACUCUGCUGAACAGACACCAGAGGGCACCGCAGGGAUUCUCUAGACUCGACAAGUCUUCAGUGCAUCUCGGUGUCCUCUGGAUUCAAACCCACACAUGUCCCACCCGGAGGGACAUUUAUUUUGUCUUCUUUUCUACAGCGAUUGACUUGUUGUGAAAGUUGCAUCCUUCCAUCUGUUUACUGUCAGUCUGUAUCCUCCACGCUCUUACUGACCAGGUGCCAGCGUUCUGCCUCUGUGUCAAUGGAAAGUUGUGAAUACUUCUAUAAGAGGGCAAGUAAUGCUUUGUCUAUUUAUUUUUAGAUGCACACAAAGCAAAUUGUACAUAUAUUUAUUCUAUAUAUAAGGUUGUUUAUUUUGUCAUUUCAUUUUGGCUCUGAUUCUUUGUCACCAUGUUGUCAUUUUUCUCUUCUCUCUGAUGUUUAUUUUUUUUUUUCUUGCAAAAAGGCCAGUAGAGCUUCUUGGUGCUCGCCACCAGUGAAUGAAUAGCACAGUGCCUUAUACAGUACCGCUCUUUACACACCUCACACAUUUGCACACACACCCUGCCACCUACAGGGAAUUCUUAAUAAGAUAUAGAAUGGUCUUAACCUAUCAGAGCCAAGCUCAACUCAGAGUAACCAAUCAGGAGCUAGGUUAGCCACAGAGUAGCGUCUGUUUUUAAUUACCUUUGAUUAAUAAAAGAUGUACAGUAAGUGGAUUAUGAUGUAAUGUAAUAAUGACUUUAUAUGAUGAUGAUGAUGAUGAUGAUGAGCAGUGGAGAGGAGGGCUGGGAGAAUCAGUUACAAGAUUUUGUUCACCGAAUCUGAAAAAAUGAGGACUUGAAGGCUGAAAACCCCUCAGUAGUCUGGUUUUACAGGGCACCUGGAGUCAAGUUAAGCAGCAGCAGGAGUUAGACGUGAACCCACAGACCCACCAGAAACCCCCCAAACAACAAGUGUGACCUGAUGUGUCCUCCUGUAUAUGAAAUACCUGCCGACUGCCUUGGGAACCUCAGUGCUUCAAACCCUCAAGGCCUUGAGCUCACAGGGAACCCCGCUGAUCUGCUGCCAUCCCCAUCAAGAUGGAGCCUUUGAUUCAGACUCUAACUUCUACCUGUCCAGGUCAGCUCUGCUGCCUCUGACAAACUGAUUUAAAAAUAACGUCACUGUUGCCUUCUCUGUGUGUUCUUCUUGUAAAAGCCCUCCCUUUGAGAGGCUGGAGGAAGGCUCUCUCCCUGCACGACUUUGUAAAUUGCUGGAAAUAAAGGACUAUAUUAUUUC